Messenger RNA from Pipistrellus nathusii (Nathusius's pipistrelle), 2439 nucleotides. NCBI's taxonomy places the organism in Eukaryota, Metazoa, Chordata, Mammalia, Chiroptera, Vespertilionidae. The record is from the annotation of a GenBank genome assembly.
AUGGAGGAGGAGCUGAAGUGCCCCGUGUGCGGCUCCCUGUUCCGGGAGCCCAUCAUCCUGCCCUGCUCCCACAACGUCUGCCUGCCCUGCGCCCGCACCAUCGCGGUGCAGACGCCGGACGGGGAGCCGCACCUGCCGCCGCCGCUGCUGCACUCGCGGGGCUGCUCCGGGCUGCCGGCAGGGGGCGCUGCUGCUGCCACCGCCGCCGCCGCCUCGCCUUCCCCGGACCCUGAGGCUGCGCCCGGCCCGGCCGGCGGCGGCGGCGGAGGCGGAGGAGGAGGAGGCGGAGGGGGCACCGGAGGCGCAGCCAGCGGCUCGGGCGGCCCCAGCGGGGACCACGCGGACAAGCUGAGCCUGCACAGCGAGACGGACAGCGGCUACGGCUCCUACACCCCGAGCCUCAAGUCGCCCAACGGGGUGCGGGUGCUGCCCCUGGUGCCCGCGCCGCCGGGCUCCUCCUCCGCCGCUGCCGCCGCCGCCGCCGCCGCGCGGGGCGCCGCCGGCUCCUCCUCCUCCUGCUCCUCCUCCUCCUCCUCCUCCCCGCUGGCCUGCUCGGCCUCCAGCGCCAUCACCUGCCCGCAGUGCCACCGCAGCGCCUCCCUGGACCAGCGCGGCCUGCGCGGCUUCCGGCGCAACCGGCUGCUGGAGGCCAUCGUGCAGCGGCACCUGCAGGCGCGCGGGGCGCAGGCGGCGGCGGCGGCGGCGGCGGCGGGGGGCUCCCCGGGCCCGGCCACCUGCCAGCUGUGCGACCGCACCCCGCCCGCGCCCGCCGCCGCGCUCUGCGAGCAGUGCGACGUGCUCUACUGCGCCCCCUGCCAGCAAAAGUGCCACCCGGCGCGCGGGCCCUUCGCCAAGCACCGCCUGGUGCAGCCGCCGCCGCCGCCCGCCGAGCCCGCCGCCGCGGCGCCUCCGGCCCCGGCCCCGGCCCCGGCCCAGGGCGCCCCCGGCGGCGGCUGCAGGAGCCCCGGCGGCGCGGCGCGCAAGUCCCCCACGUGCCCGGAGCACGAGCUGGAGCACUACAGCAUGUACUGCGCGGGCUGCCGCGCGCCCGUGUGCUACCUGUGCCUGGAGGACGGCCGCCACGCGCAGCACGAGGUGAAGCCGCUGGGCGCCGUGUGGAAGCAGCACAAGGCCCAGCUGUCCCAGGCCUUGAACGGCGUUUCGGACAAGGCCAAGGAGGCCAAGGAGUUCCUGGUGCAGCUGAAGAACAUCCUGCAGCAGAUCCAGGAGAACGGACUGGACUACGAGGCCUGCCUGGUCGCUCAGUGCGACGCGCUGGUCGACGCGCUGACCCGGCAGAAAGCCAAGCUACUCACCAAGGUCACGAAGGAGCGGGAGCACAAGCUGAAGAUGGUCUGGGACCAGAUCAACCACUGCACGCUGAAGCUGCGCCAGUCCACGGGGCUGAUGGAGUAUUGCCUGGAGGUGAUCAAGGAGAAUGACCCCGCGGGGUUCCUCCAGAUCUCGGACGCCCUGAUCAAGCGGGUGCAGGUGUCCCAGGAGCAGUGGGUCAAGGGCGCCCUGGAGCCCAAGGUGUCGGCCGAGUUCGACCUGACCUUGGACAGCGAGCCGCUGCUGCAGGCCAUCCACCAGCUGGACUUCAUCCAGAUGAAAUGUAGGGUGCCGCCGGGCCCCCUGCUGCAGCUGGAGACGUGCUGCACCCGCAACAACAGCGUCACGCUGGCCUGGCGGCUGCCGCCCUUCACCCACAGCCCCGUGGACGGCUACAUCCUGGAGCUGGACGACGGCGACGGGGGGCAGUUCCGGGAGGUGUAUGUGGGCAAGGAGACGCUGUGCACCAUCGAUGGCCUCCACUUCAACAGCACCUACAACGCCAGGGUCAAGGCCUUCAACGCGUCCGGCGUCGGGCCUUACAGCAAGACCGUGGUCCUGGAGACCUCCGACGUGGCCUGGUUCACCUUCGACCCCAACUCCGGGCACCGGGACAUCAUCCUGUCCAACGACAACCAGACGGCCACCUGCAGCAGCUACGAUGACCGGGUGGUGCUGGGCACGGCCGCCUUCUCCAAGGGCGUGCACUACUGGGAGCUGCACGUGGAUCGCUACGACAACCACCCCGACCCCGCCUUCGGGGUGGCCCGGGCCAGCGUGGUCAAGGACAUGAUGCUGGGCAAGGACGACAAGGCCUGGGCCAUGUACGUGGACAACAACCGCAGCUGGUUCAUGCACUGCAACUCCCACACCAACAGGACGGAAGGCGGCGUGUGCAAGGGGGCCACGGUGGGCGUGCUGCUGGACCUGACCCAGCACACCCUCACCUUCUUCAUCAACGGCCAGCAGCAGGGCCCCACGGCCUUCAGCCACGUGGACGGGGUCUUCAUGCCGGCCCUGAGCCUCAACCGCAACGUGCAGGUCACCCUGCACACGGGACUGGACGUGCCCACUAACCUGGGGCGGCCCAAGCUGGCAGGCAACUAG